ACUUAGUCACUGCAAGUUCUCAGAGAGAGGCUAUGACGCUCUGUUCUCAGUUCUCAGCUCCCACUCCUGUAGUCUGAGACAGCUGGACCUGAGUAACUGUGAUCUGGAGGUUUCAGUGAAGUUUCUGUCUGCUGGAGUCAAGAGUCUACACUGUAAAAUGGAAACUCUCAGUCUGUCAGGCUGUCUGAUCACAGAGGAAGGCUGUACUUCUCUGGCCUCAGCUCUGAGCGCCAACCCCUCCCGUCUGAGAGAGCUGGACCUGAGCUACAAUCAUCCAGGUGACUCAGCAAUGAAGCUGCUGUCGUCUGGACUGAAGGAUCCAGGCUGGAGACUGGACACUCUCAGGGUGGAGCCUGCUGGAGUCCAAUGGUUGAGACCAGGUCUGAGGAAGUAUUCCUGUCAACUCACAAUCGACACAAACACAGUGAACACAAACCUCCAACUGUCUGACAACAACACAAAGGUGACACAUGUGGAGGAGGUUCAGUCAUAUCCUGAUCAUCCAGACAGAUUUGGUUUUCAUCCUCAGCUGCUGUGUAGAAAUGGUCUGACUGGUCGCUGUUACUGGGAGGUCGAGUGGAGAGGAGACAUUUGUAUAUCAGUGAGUUACAGAAGAAUCAGAAGGAAAGGAGACAGUAACGAUUUUGUUUUUGGACUCAAUGAUCAGUCCUGGAGUCUUGAGUUCUCUGAUGAUGGUCCUUGCUAUGUCUGGCAUAAUAAAAGACAAACAUCCAUCUCCUCCUCCUCCUCCUUCUCCUCCUCCUCUGUCUCUAACAGAAUAGCAGUGUAUGUGGACUGUCCUGCUGGCACUCUGUCCUUCUACAGAGUCUCCUCUGACACUCUGAUCCACCUCCACACCUUCAACACCACAUUCACUCAAACUCUUUAUCCUGGGUUUACAGUCUACCGAGGUUCCUCAGUGUCCCUGUGCUGA
Neolamprologus brichardi is the source of this 934-nucleotide messenger RNA. The record is from RefSeq and is a predicted model, not a curated record. NCBI's taxonomy places the organism in Eukaryota, Metazoa, Chordata, Actinopteri, Cichliformes, Cichlidae.